Messenger RNA from Helianthus annuus (common sunflower), 1140 nucleotides. RefSeq names its product hybrid signal transduction protein dokA-like. The transcript has 3 exons. Gene Ontology annotation, biological process: proteolysis. NCBI's taxonomy places the organism in Eukaryota, Viridiplantae, Streptophyta, Magnoliopsida, Asterales, Asteraceae. Gene Ontology annotation, molecular function: aspartic-type endopeptidase activity. Bases 1 to 1140 code for a protein of 379 amino acids. The record is from RefSeq and is a predicted model, not a curated record.
AUGCGGGAGGAGUACUGUCCUCGUGACGAGAUUCAGAAACUUGAGAACGAAUACUACAAUCUGAAGAUGGAGGGGUCCGAGAUCGAGGCUUACACCAAACGAUCUCACGAGCUAGCAAACAUGUGCCCUAACUUAUCACGACCGCCACCUCGAAGAAUCGAGUUGUACAUCAAGGGCCUAGCACCAUCAGUAGAGAGUUUGGUCACUGCAGCAAAUCUUAACAACCUGCCUCAGAUCAUCCAUUUAGCACACAAGAUUACCGACCAAGAGGUCGAGUGUGGUUCGCUACCGCCUCGUGUUUCUGCUACUCCUACUGUUACUACUACACCUGCUGGUGAUAACAAGCGUAAAUGGAACGAUCCUGACAAAGCGACCAGUGCAAGCCAAUCGCAUAAAAGGCCUGACAACAACAAUAAUCGUAGUUUCAGUCAGUCAUCCUCAGUUAACCAAGGCCAGAGCAGCAAUCCGAGCCAAGGCUCCUACCUGAAUCAAAACGCCAAUGAUAACAACAACCGUCAGAAUAACAAUCACAAUGCUGGGAAUAACAAUAAUGGCAACAAUGGGGGCAACAGUUCUCGUGGAAGGGUAUUUACAAUUGGAGCUGGCGAUGCUAGGAACGACGACAAUGUCGUGACUGGUACGUUUUCUGUGAACAAUCUCUUUGCUUCUUUGUUAUUUGAUUCCGGUGCCGAUUGGAGUUAUGUGUCCUUGGAGUUCAGUCAACGAUUAGGGUUAACUCCAACACCUCUAGAAGCUAAGCAUGUAGUAGAAUUAGCAGAUGUGUUUGACAUUGACCUCCUUCCUGUCACCCUCGGUAGUUUCGACGUAGUGGUUGGUAUGGACUGGUUAUCCAAGCACCGUGCUGACAUCCUUUGUAAAGAGAAAAUUGUACGUAUUCCUCUCCCCAGUGGAGAAUCUCUAUCGGUUGAAGGACAUCGCAAUUGUGCGAUGGUUGGUAUCAUCUCAGCUAUGACAGCUCAGAAGUGUCUACGAAAGGGGUAUCCUGCUAUUUUAGCACUUUUUACUGAUCCUCAGCCUGAAGAGAGGAAGAUCGAAGACCUGCCAGUCAUUCGUGAAUUUUCCGUUGUGUUUCCUGAGGAACUUCCAGGUUUACCUCCUCACCAUCAAGUGGAAUUUUAG